UAACACUUGUGUUCUCUCUGGAGGAGAAGAUGAUGAAAUGUCAUUAAAUAGUGAUGAACAUGUUCAAGAACAGUAUGGUCAAAAUGAAACCUCAAAGAAAUGCAGUUCUCUCGGCAAUCCAUUUAAUAAUUGUGUUUUAGAAAAAAUACCUAAAGCCAAAAGUUUAGAUGGUUCUUCAUGUGUUGUAGUGAACUGUUUUGAGCCUGUAAGCAAGCAAGAAACAAUAAAGACCAUUGUUAGUAAACCUGAUUUUACAAACAAUAGCGGUUCCUCUGAACCAUCAUUUUCCCAAAGUGGAGCUUCUGUAUUUCCUAAAGAUUUUUAUUCAGUUACAGAAGUAGGUCAUGAAUCCAUGGAAGAAACAGAGUUCAGAGUUGUAGUGAAGAAGAGACAUAAGAAACGACACUUACCAAAAAAAUCAUUGGAUAGUUUCCGUAGACACAGUCAUGCUGGUGGAACAGUUCAUUGUUAUCAAAAUAAGUCUACACAAAAAACUUCUUGCAACGAGCUCAUGUUACUGAACCUACCUCUCUCGCAUCGUAGUCAGAGAGGAAGGCAGUCAACCAGUAGUGUUCCACCUUCGGAACACUCAUCGGCAGAAAACUCCGACCUUGAUAGUGUCCACUCUCUGCCUGUAUGUAAUUCUGCACCACCUCCAACAUCGAUUCAUCCUCAUACUACACCUUCUUCAUCUUCAUCAACUCCCCAAACUUCCUAUGCAGACAUUACUCGUAUGUCAAUGAUUUCUUCAGGAGUAAAACUGAAGCCUUCUAAUAAUCCAAUGAACAUCAAGUCGAACUUUGGUUUGGAAUUUGGUAUGGAGUGUAAUCUUGUAGAGGGUGAACCUUAUUCAAACACAGAUAGGCAGUCAGAUGUCAUUACAGAGGAAAUGUUAAAGACUUCUUUUACGGGUGACAGUACUAAUAAUAGGAAAAACUUAUCGAAUACCUAUACACACGAACAUGUCCCCAUAAUCAACAAAACAGACCUAAUUGUAGAUAAUCUUAACUUAUUAGAAGCGGAGAGGAACCCUUAUUCCAUUAUUCCUGUCACUGCUACAUUAUCUCUUUCAGUCAACUCUACCAAAAACAGUGAAGUGAUUGUGUCCAGUGAAGUUGAGCACACGGAACAGAACAAUAGUGUUUGUCUCAACAAGAACCUGGAAUCUCAAGAAUUAUCAAAAGUAAAAGAAGAAUUGCUAGAAACUCCUACAGAGCAGCAGACCCAAAAUAGAUUUAAACGUCCACCUGUUAUUAUUAUGGAUAAUUGUAUUCCUGAAGAAUGUGUGUGUGAUUUAACCUUUGGUUUUGAAAUCAAUGAACAGUUGCUCCGUAUGAGCCUCGGGGAGGACUAUGCCAAAGUGAUGACCAGCCUUGGCUCUGAGCUACACAUGUCUCCAGAAAUAUACUCGGCAAUACCUAGUAGUGAUAGUUCCAUCAUUUCAACUUCUCCCACCACUAAUACUGGGUUUUCUGAGAACAUCAAAUCUAGUUACUUUGACAAAUUUGUCACACUUUCAGGCCAUUACAUACAGUGGCGAGAACCCACAGUAAAUAUUGACACCUUUAAUUACAGUCAGAUUGUCCAGUUUUUUGGUUGGAGUUGGGAUAAAGUACUAAAGGAUUAUGAGCAAGGUUCUUCUGAGAACUCCUUCCCAAAUGCAAGCAAGGUGAAAUUCUACACAGAGUUGGCCAGAAGAGGUUUAGAAACAGAAUCAUGCCAUGCAAGCUACUCAAGGGCUAUCUGCACUAGCCAUCCCCAUUUUGAAGUGAUAGAAGGGAGCUAGAUAGUCAAAACCACUAGUUCUUGGGCUAUUCUUUACCAAUGAAUAGUGCCUCCAAAGCUGAAAGGGUGAACAUGUUUGGUGACAGGUUUUGACUCGUAGAUUGCGAAUUGAGCACCCUAACCACCACGUUCUGCAACUUUGAUAAAUUAUUUUGUGGUAUGUUGAAAUUUCAAGUUGCAAUUUAUGAUAUAAAUCCAUGUAAAAAUCAACUAUACAUAAAAAUAUACAGUUUUUUUGGUUUAAACUUUAAGUGUUUUUUAUCGUUAUUUGAAUUUCAAGUACAUUUAAAAACAACUAAAUGAUUCACAAGAUGUGUUUGUAGUUCUAUCUUAUUUGGUUAUGUUUGUUCCUAAUUGAUUAUCAUCACUGGAAAUAUGUAGAAUCGUACAUUAAAUUCAUAAACUCCUUCUCCCAAAAAUAAAAGGUGGGCAAGUCUUAAAUUUUCCUUAGACAUAUAUAUAUAUAUAAGUGUUUAGAAAGUUCAUAAUUAUCUUAAAGCUGGCUACAAAUAAUUUAAUAUUAAAACAUAGAUUCAUUAAGUACAUAAUAUUACAAUUUCAUCAGAAUGAUAAUCCUUUCUUAUUUAGUCAUUGAGCAGUCCUAGAAAUAGAGAUUACGUUCUUUACCUGUAAACAGUCGGUCUAUUUGUGUAAUGUUAAAAACAAUUGCUUACCAAUACAUACAAAUGGCACUUCAGUCACUCGUAUGGGAUCAUUUUUUUUAGCAUGAUGGAAACCAUGGGAUGAAAAAAUUGAGAAAUUUUACAUAUCGUAAAUAUUAACGUAAUGAGAAAAUCUGUUAUAUUUUUAUCUCUCAAUAAUGAAAAAUCAUUUUUACCCCAACAAGCUUGUUGACAUUUUUCACUUUUGAUAGUCAAGUAAUAUAAUAUAUAUACAAUAUAUAAAUGCUUUGAGCAUCCUAUUAUGUCUGUGUGAUAAUGUUACUUUCCAACAUGACAGAUUGACUUUAGUUUAAUAAAUUAUUACUGCUUUUAAAAAAUGCUUAUAGAUGAAAUAAUUACAAAGCAUUCCACCUAGAAUACAAAUUUCUGAACUUCUAUAUGUUAGUCUUUCAUUCUAUGUAUCCUGAGAUUUUGGGGAAGAAGGUGAAGUGACUAAGAUUUAUCAGUCAACACAAAAUUUAAGUGAUAACAUGACAUGAUAGUAGUGACUCAUUAGAUACUAAACACGCAAGACAAACUAGUGUAGCUUAAUUUUUCUAAACACUAUAAAAUUGUAUAUAAUAAAUGUGCUAUUUUGAAUAAAAUAAAAACUAUUAAAAAUUUAUACAUAUUAUAAGUAAUGUAUUAUUUGCAAGAAAGCUAAUUCUACAACACUAUAUACAUGUAAUGAGAUUGUGUGACCAGAAACUAAUUGUAAAAAACUUUAUACAUCUACCAGGUUAACAUCUAAUAUUAAAAAAACAUUAUUCCUGCUGAACUACAUACAAGCAUUAUUACUCAGCUUUAACCAGAAGUACAUGAGACUUUCUAAACAUGUGAUAUGCUUUUAAAUAUCACUUUUCGCCAGGAUACAUAGAUAUAAUUAAGAAUAAGGAAUAUGUGGAAGGAGAUGACUACUCCAAUUUGUGGCUAAUGAUAAUGAAGUUUAUUGCCAUAUUAGGUGAUGUCGGUAUUCUCUUCCCAAGUACACAAUUUGUUUCACUCCUUUUAAGUUUCACCUCUUAAUAAAAAAUAUGCUUAAUAACCUCCUGUACCUCAUCAAUGAAUAAUGAAAUAUGAUUUCAAAAAAAGAAUGAUUAUCACAUUGGUGAAAGUUUAAGAAGGAAAACAUCAGAAAUUUUGUUAAUUCCUUCCCCAAUCAAAUGGAAAAGUGAUCAGUGAAAGAUAGCUAUGUAAAUAAGCAAAACAUGAGUACAGAAGUAACAACUGAUGAUGAAAUUAACAAGGAACCACACAAGAAUAAUUGUAAUGAGCUAUGAAUCAUCCUUAAUGUCCUUUCUUUAAUUUUUUUUUUUUUUACAGUGAGGAAAAAAUCAUCAUGGACACAAAUUUACGUCACAAAAUAAGCAUACAUAAAUAGUUGUUGAGCUGACAGGUUUAUUUUUCUUUUUUUUUCACUACCCCCCCAAAAAAAGUUUGAUAAAUACUCUUGCAGAAACAAAUACAUAUGGAAACUUGGCUGUUUAAAUAUGGUCAUUUGCAUUUUGAAGUAACAAGAAGGAAGCUUCACUGUCAAUUUCGUUAUUUAACUACCGGUGAUUUUAGGGUUGAUAAAACAAUUUGUCGAAUGACUUAUAAAAAAGAACAGAAUACAGAUCAAACAUGCAUUCAUAAUUUCAAGUGAACUUUCAUACAAAUAUAUACAUAUCACACAAGCGAAAAUAAUUAUUAAGUAGUAUAAACAGAGAAGUUACUAGACAAAAUUUUUGAAAUUCUACAUACUAAGGAUCAACACUUCUAUCUUAAUCACUUAUCACAGAAUCUUUGUAAUUUUGUAAAAUAUUACUUUAAGUGCCAUUUACCAGCUAAGUUCAAUUAAUCUUUUCCAAACUUAUUAAACAAGCAAUAGAUCCAAUGAAAAUUAAAGCUUUGAUUUUUUUUCAACAAAUGUAACAUCAUAAAUUAAACUGAAAGGUUAUAUUUACUACAAUGAUAUAAGUACCACUCUCUCACUAGAUUUCAUGCUACUUCACCAAAUUGUUUUCAUUUGGACCUACUGUAUUAGUCUUCAUACAUUAUUUUUUCCUUGUGUUUGUGUUCUCAUUAUGUAUAUAUAGGUUUGUAAACUUUGAAAUUCUAUGUAUAAUGUAUUGGAGAAAAAGUACUAAUCCAUUUGUGGCAAUGAUUCCAAAGUUUCCAUUAUAAACUUUACCAAAAAUUGUAAUGACUGGUUUUAUGAGAUACGAGUUGGAUUAAGUCCUUUUUUUUUUGUUCUUACUGAUUAUGGUUUGGAUUUCAAAAUAUCUAAAAGUAGAAAACUUUAAGUUUAAAUUUUAAAAAUGUUAUUAUUUUGGAACUUUUUUUUAAUGCACUUACAGAAUCAAUUAAGUUCUGAAUAUUACAUCCUUUUAUUACAAAACCCCUUAAAUCACAGAUUUUUUUUAGAACUAUUAUUUUUUGGAUUUGACAAGAUAAUUUACAGUUUAGGUAUACUUACCUAUGGUUGUUUUGGUUCUAUAGCAUGUUUUCUUCCCACGAUAUAUAUAUAUGUAACUUUUAAAUCAAACCAUUUUUGUUCAUAAAAUAGCCUGAAAAUGUUCAAGUUCAUUAACACAGAACUCGUUAAAAAUUUGCUAAUGCUGAUUACAAAGCACCCAUAAAAAAUAAAUAGGAUAUUUACAUUACGGUUCUGAACAUUCAUAGUGAUAAAAUCUUAAUUACACCUUCUAACAAAAUAUUUUAGAAACAAAACAAUCUUUAUAAACAUAACCAUUUUUACUUAAAGAACUCACCGACACUUUCUAAACUGACUGGUAACAAGAAAACGGUAAAUAAAAACAAAUAAACAACUGAUUUUGCAGUGAACAGCCAAGGGUCUAAAUGCUAAUGAUGACAAAUUAAAGUCAAUGCAAGAAAAAAUAAAAUAUUUAAAAUGUUCAAUACAUUAAAGUUACAUAAAAAAUAUUAAAUGUGCAAAAACACAUUAAUGAAAAUUGACUAAAAACAGCAGGAAGACUUGGUAACACAAAAUGUCUAUUUGCAUGUUUUUGCUACAAGAAGAGCCCAUUUCUGUGCAAUAGCAGAAUUGCAAUCCCAAGGCGUAUCAUAUGUAAUAUUUCUACCAACUUGUGCUCAACAAAAGUUUUCUUCCUGUAUAGUUCAUGAUCCUAAGGAUUUUUUCAUUAGUUUUGUUUUUAUUAUUUUAAAAUAUGGCUGAAGAGUGAUUACAGAUCAGUUAAUAAAAUACCAAUUUUCAUACAUAUACUUUUAACUCCUUUUUUUUAAAUUAUUUUAUGCUAAUUAUAAUGCCAGCCAUUCAUAAACUUCUAUCUUCAUUUGAUAAUGUAAUUGACAUUUCUUUUUGUAGAAUUAAAAAAUAUUUACAAUGCAUGAAAUUAAGAACUUUAUGGCUUACUUGUAUUGCUGACUUGAUACAAAAAGAUAAAUAUUUGUACAAACUUGGGCUUCAAAAAAAUAUGGAUGUGAACCGAUUUAAAGAUAACUAUCACCAACUUUUUCUCUGCAAGUCACUUAUUAUUCAAUGCCAUAUGCAAAACUCUAGAGAGGGCUUAUAACAAUUACACGAAAAAUUAAACAAUGAAAAUGCUGAUGCUGGAAAGAUUUGCUUGGUUAAACAGACCCUACACACAAUUUUCAUCAUUUUCUCCAAUUUAAACUAUUAACUAAAAGAACAACAUAAAAAGUAUAUUUUUCACACAAUUUAGAUUCAUUAGAUUUAUAUUCCAGAAAUUAUACUACAUUGAUAAUGUACACCUUAUUUGACUUUUCUAGAGGCAAGGAUUGACUGGCUAAGGAAAACCCUGAAGUCCAACAAGUGAAAGUGAUUGAGGGUGAAGAGGAUUAUAAAAAAAAUACAAGUGUUCAAGUUAAAACUGAAGUGGAAUUAUAUAAUAUUACAUUUUCUUUUACAUAUGUUACCAGUAACCUACACAAAAUUUUCAUAAAAUGACUUAAUUAUAAUAACAAAUGAUUCAGAAUUUAAGGUGUUUUGGCUGUCUAGAGGGAAACAUCUAACUCUAACAAUGUCAGGAAAUGGCUUGUAGGGCAUUCUCCCCCUAGCCAGUCUGCCACUACCUAAAAGUAUAGAAAAACAAACAUACAAAGUAUUUGAAUAUUUUAACUCUGGACAAAAAAUACACCUUCAAAACAUGAGAAAAAAUUCAUAUCUAUCAUAUCACACAAGCAAAACACCAAAGAACUUACAUUAGUUGUAAUACUAGGGGAGUUUUUGAGUGCAUUUAAAACCAAACUCAAUUUAAUAAGUUUCUGAAAUGAAAUCAUUUUCAUAGUAAAUUUGCAGGGAUACAAUUAGAGUACACAAUUAUCUCUGUUUUUCUUCUUCAUUUUUUUAAAAUUUAAGUUAUUUCUUUCAUCGAGUAAUUUGCUCUAACACUUUUCUACAAUGAGAUUUCAGUUUUAAGCUUUACUUCUGCAGUCUUGUGAUACUUCAGAGUGUAUUAUCAACGAAAAACUUGUUAAUGUGCAUUUUUAUAGAGAAAGUUGCUCUGAUACUUUCUUACUAAUGUGACUCGCAAUUUUUAAGCUUUGCUUCAGCAAUCUUUUUAUAUAUUAAAGUGUAUUGUUAAUGAGCAAACUUGUUAAUGGACAGCUCAGUAUAGGUUAUUAUCCCUACCAGAUUCUUAAAUGUGUGCUGUAACACAAAAGGUGAAAUAGGUUAAUCUAUAAUUACACAUACUGUCAUUAUUUAUGUGUAUAGACUAGAUGUAGCAUGCAAGCCAUUGUGUAAGUUUAUAUAUGGUGUUAUAUGCAUUAUGCUUGCUGCUACCAUUGAUAAACAGUUCAGGCAAUUGUAAGAUAUUACAAAACAAUGGUCUUCAUAAUCUGAUAUUAAACACUUUAUCACAUUAACUUUCACAAUGAGUUGAAAUAAGGAGCUCUUUCUACUACGUAAUUGCUCAUUACAACAUAAAUAGCUAUGCAUCACAAUACAAAAAAAAAUCAUUUUCAAUUUGAUAACCUUUCAUUUUUAAAAUGUGAGAAAUAAAACCCUAAUAUCUCAUCACAUUUAAUUGACUUAUGAAUAAUAUGAAAAACUGUAGUUACAGUAUAAUGAUAUCUGGCUCACAGUUUCCCUGGUGAUGUGUUGCAAAAAUAUUCCCCUUUCGAUAGCUGUAUUAAGAAAGUAAACAGUUACAAUAAAAUGCUUUAGAAUAAUAAUUUCAAUGGGACGACUAAGUGAAAAUAUACUUUCAAGCCAUUUUAUUUACCAUCAUUUGCUUUUUUAGGUGUUUUUGUGGAUUUAUUUUUCAACUAGUUCAAGAUGUAUCUUGGGGAUGGGGAAUACAGCUUUGGAAACAUUAGAAUAAUGAUAAUUAGGUAAAGAUUUUAUGUAUAUUCUUUUUUACUUAUUUUUUUUUUCAUUUCACUAUUUACUUCUUUGUGAAUUUGAAAUGACACCAAAUUAUGUGAAAAAAAAUUGUAAGAUCAUUUCACAUCAUUGUAGAAGGCAUUACCAUUAACUAAAGUGUUUGAUUCAAUGCAUAAAAAUAUAAAAUUUGUAAACUUAUCUGAAAUAAUGGUGACUAAGUCAUCAAUAUAGCAGCAAAAAAGUAAAAUUACAAAUCAGUUUUACUCCAUUCCUUAAGAAUCACAAGACUAGUCAUUUUUUGGGGUUUUGUGAAUUCUUUAAUCUUUUGUGCAUUAUUAUACAAAUGUCUUAUUCUCCUUUUUGUUUUAUGAAAUUACCCAAAAUUCUUCUUUCAACAUCACAAACAAUUUUUACAGUGGAAUAGGUGCAGGUUUCAAACUGACCUGAGAUUCAAAUAAUUAAUUGAAAUAAAAUUGUAUGUAAAAAAAUUUCUUCACCAUGACAAAUCUAAUUCACAUUUUCAAAUAGCCUAAUUCUAUUUGUUUAAAGCUAUUGGCACCAUGGUUAGCUCUACAACUAGUACAGUGGUAUUUGUGUUAGCAUGAUGAUUUUUUAUGUGCAUGACUAAAUAAAAAUUCACAAUUCUGACUUAACCAAAUUUUCAUUUUCCUAGCCUUUAUAACAAAGCUAAAGUCAAACAUUAACAUAUUUU
Limulus polyphemus (Atlantic horseshoe crab) is the source of this 8470-nucleotide messenger RNA. RefSeq lists its product as uncharacterized. NCBI's taxonomy places the organism in Eukaryota, Metazoa, Arthropoda, Merostomata, Xiphosura, Limulidae. The record is from RefSeq and is a predicted model, not a curated record. The transcript is spliced from 4 exons. The coding region runs from base 38 to 1786 and encodes 582 amino acids.